Exophiala mesophila is the source of this 729-nucleotide messenger RNA. RefSeq lists its product as uncharacterized. The transcript has a single exon. Bases 1 to 729 code for a protein of 242 amino acids. The record is from RefSeq and is a predicted model, not a curated record. Lineage: Eukaryota; Fungi; Ascomycota; Eurotiomycetes; Chaetothyriales; Herpotrichiellaceae.
AUGGCCGCUGUCGAACAGCCAGUUCCUCCAUCUCAAUCUUGGGCUGCCUGGCUUCUUGACUCCUACGCUUCAUCGAUAUCUCCUGUCAACAGCCAACACGACGACGACUCUGACUCCCAUCAUACGUAUACCACCUCUCCCGUACACACACCUAUGUCUUCAAUCUCAAAUUCUUCGGCCUACGGGCCUUAUGUGAGAACUGGUCGAGGGGGCGCUGGUAAUUUCACCUGGCAAUCCGACGACAAGUCAUCAAAGUCACCCACCAUGGUCGAUAUCGAAGCACAGAAGGAACCUGUUCAGCCAUCUUCCCUGAGCGAGCGACGAACAGCCGCUGCGAACCUCGAGAACAUAAACACACAAGAAGCAAUGCGCUUGCGUCAAAGCUCCGCGCAUUAUUUCCCGUCGGGUCGAGGAGGAGCUGGAAACUUUAUCUCGAGUAGUGAGGUCGCCCAGGCGAAACGCAGUCCCAGUCUCCCAGUCAGCCUGACAGGCGUAAAGACCAACAGUCCCAUCUAUCCUGUCCAUCCUGGUCGAGGUGGUGCCGGAAACUAUGCUGCCUCAGCCGAAGCCAGUGGCAGAAAAACAACAGACAAGGACCGCCAGGAGAAGAUCGAAGCAGAACAACGAAGAGAGCAGGUUGUUUGUGAGGUGGAUGGUCUGCUUCAGCCUCCUCCUGGUGCCUGGCUUGGUGGAAGGAGGAGGAGCGAAGCAAUGCAUGACGAAGUGUGA